AUGGCCCUCGAGGAGCCCGCGGUCCUCGAUCUGCUCGAGCUGGGCUGCGAGGAUCCCGCGCCCCCUUUCUUGAAGGCGUCCAGCUCCGCGGGCUCGAUGUCUGCGCUCACCCGCAGCGCUGGCAGCCUGCCUCCAUUGUCGCCGGGCGGCCGAUUGUCGCUGAGCAGCCAGGCGCACACGGACCCGCUCAGCAGCAGCCUCUGCGCCGCCUCCCCGCUGGGAGCGGGGGAGCCGCCGCGGGCGCCCCGCGCUCCGGAGUGCCAGGACGUCCCUGGGGUUCGAGGGGCUGACAGACCCGAGUGCGCGCUGCCGUUGCGGCGGCCCGCGUGCGCACCGGCAGGGUCGCCGGGGUGCCCAAGGCCGCGGUCGCUGUGGGCGGCGGAGCCUGUACCCUCGACGCCCUCUUCGCCCGCGACGGCCUCCGAGGCGGAGGCAGCGUCGACGUUCCCCUGGCCGACACGGGCCACCAUCCCGAGCGUCACGGAGGCGCCGGCCGUGGACCGAGGCCCGUCCCCGGCAGGCGACGGCGCAGACCCGCUGGGGGCCUCGCCUGCGAGGUGGUGCGAUCCCGGGAGCAGGUCCUGCAGCACGGCGGCGGAGGACGGCGGCUGUUCCUCAUUUGCGUCCGCCCUGAGUCCCAGUAUCAGCCACCUCUGGGACGAGGUGGAGAGCUGCGCCGAGCCCGCCGCCGAUCCUGCGCCCGCGAGCCCCGGGUCAGAACGAGAGUUCGACUUGAGCCUUCCAGUAAGGGCAAUCGGCGAGAUGAUGGACUCGAAUAUUCUUCACAAAGCGAUGCCGUUCGACGGUCAGAGAGCGAGCUGGAAGACGUUCAGCUUCCAGUACAGGGCCUACCUGAUCGAGGAGCUAAGCACGCAGUUGUACUUCUCCCUGGUCCUAGUCACGCACGAGGACUCGGCAGGGGAGAUGGUCGCCAGGAACCGCAGCACGGGCGAAGGAGCAGCUUGCUGGAGGCAGCUUCAGAAGGAGUACAACCCAAGCGAAGCAGGCAACGUGCUGGCGAUGUGGACCAAGCUUACGGACACGAGGUUCGAGGCAACUGACGACGUGAUGGUGAGCAUCAGCAAGCUCGACGAGGACAUGGCGAGGCACCAGAAGAUGUCGGGCGAGCCCAUGUCGGAUCUCACCAAGCGAAGAAUCCUCGCCAAGGCGCUCAAGGAUCAUGCGGAGUUGCAGACGCACGCGCUUCGGGACAGCAGUCGGCUGAACGCGUACGAGCCCUUGCGAGCCGAAGUCGUGUCAGCGCUGACGGCGGAGCGAGCGGGCCACGACGGUCCGAUGGACAUCGGCGGGUUGAAGGGCGGCAAGAAGGCGUGGAACGGCCGCGGCAAUGGCAAGGAAGCCGAGGGCAAGGAAGGGCAGCCAAACCCAGGCGCCGACCUGGAGUGCAUCCACUGCCACAAGAAAGGCCACCGAAGCGCCAACUGCCGCAAGCGGAUAGCCGACAACAAGGACACUAAGCAGCACAUAAAAGACAAGUUCAGAGAGAAGAAGAGGGUCGCGGCAGCAGCAGCAAAGGAGCUCGAGAGGAUCGACUGGAAGUACACCCUGCCCGGCUACCGCGAGUCCAUCUGCAUCUCGCGCAAGAAAUGCUCAGGGGUAACGCACGGCACCGCGAAGAGUGGUCACUGGAUCACCAACGGCGCCAUCGAGACGCCUGAAGGAGCUGAAUUCGUACGUCUACGACGUCAUCAGGCCAUCUACUACUGCGAGUACGAUCGCAUCAUAGACGUCAAGACCCAACCAGAAGCCGCGCAGGUAGCAGCAGUGAGGAAGACGCUGCCGCGGAAGGUCCCGGCUGGACAAGAAGCUGGAUCUUUGCCGAGGGUUCUCGGCCCAGAGGCGAACGAGACUACGACUGUGCCGACGAGAGUGCUGAAGUCACCCUGCCAGCCUUGUGCUGCGGAGAGGGCCGCGCGCGAAGGGCAUCGCCUGCCUUUUCGCCCUUGGCGCCCAGUGUGCGCGGAAGCUCGAGCGGAUGACGAUCCGCGCUGCGCGCUGGAGCCAGCGGGCGAGAAGCAAGUGCCGAAGGUGGUGUUCGACAUCUUCUAUGUGGGAACUGACCAGUUGGCGGCUAAUUACAAGCUUAAAGGAGUCUACUUCAGCAUGCGCGAGAAGCCGCCGGCAACGAAAGCGGAUCUCGAACAGGCGAUGGCGGUUCUGAGCGCGAUCGAUUGCAAGACCCUGGCACCAGCGACGCUGCGCGCUAACAAAGGGUUGGAUGACUACAAGGUGUCCUUCCUAAUAACUGUGCUGGAGGUCUGGGGUCGCACGACAGCGGCCCUUCAGACAGACCAGGAGCCUGCCGCAAUUGCCCUGGCGAAUGCAGUUCGAGAUCGCAGGUUGGGACGCGAGAUCAAGAUGACGGAUCCGAUCGCGCCUGGGCUCGUCAACUCGGUGGGCUGGAUGAUCGCCAGGUUCCAGCCGCGAAGCCACGGAAGUUCUUCCCACCAGAUGCUGCACGGCAAGGAGUACAGUGGGGAGAUCGCGGAGAUGGGCGAGCAGGUCUGGCAUAUGUCUCAGCCCGAGUUGCUGCUGGACGCGGCAAGACCCAUCGGACGCAGCAUGUACAUCACGGAGCGCAUGAUCGACGCUCGCGGCCCGACCGGCGACGACAGGGCAUGCAGCGCUGGAUGCGGAUCGCACUCGGGAGCUUGCCGUCAGCGAUUUGAGACCAUCCAGGCCGACCUCCUGCGCGAGAAGUUGGACCCUGUGGCCCCAGAGGCUGCGGCGGUGGUUCCAGCCCCAGCUGCGGGGGCCCCCGCGCCUGGUGAGUGCGCAUGCAGGCGCUGCCUGAUGAGCCGCACCGGCACGGUCAGGAGUCAUUUCGGAGAACCAGAAGAGGAGCAUAUCGAGCAGAUGGUUGAGGUCAGUGCCGAGUUGCACGAGCACGACCAGUGGAUCGAGGAUCUGUACCAGAAGGGUCGCGACGACGAGCUGCAGGCCAUGAACGACUAUGGAGGCUACGUGGAGGUGGCGACGUCGACGGCGACCGACGGCAAGCAUGCCGGGGGCUUCCCCAUCGCCCACGUGAAGGAAGGCCGAGUCAGGUGGAGGUUCGUAGCGACGGAGAUCAACAAGCACGAGGUGCGCGAGGACAACCACCAAUGCACGCCGCCGCUCAUGAUUGUAAGGGCGACGUUAAGCCGUGCCGCAUCGAGCCCUACUCCGACGGGAGAGCACAAGCGGAUUAUUCAGGUCUGGGACGUCAGAAAGGCUUUCUUCAACGCCGACGUCGAUGAGGCAAUCUACGUUCAUCCUGGACGUGAGCUGUGCCCUCCUGGAAGGUGCUGGUGGCUGCGGAAGGCCGUGAGCGGCACCAGUCCCAACAUCCCUGCCCUCGACGAGGACAGCACAGCGAUCUGCCACGGAGAUCACUUUCUGGUCGAAGGCUACGACGAGCAGCUGGGCGAGUUGCUGGAGCAGCAGUUCGAGGUCACAGCGAGUGCCAGAUUGGGGCCUGGAAGACCUGGGCGGACGAACUGCCUCAAGAGGAUCAUCGGGUACACCGACAAGCUGCCAGGUUCAGAAGAGCUAGGUUUCUUCUGGACAGCGGGUCCUAUGAACGUGGAUUUCAUGAUUCAGUGGGCACAGAAGCGAGGGUGCAAGCCAGCACCUACUCCAGGGGCGAAAGCUACAGGACAAGGACGACGAGACAGCUUAGACGUUCUGUUCAAGGAUCGAGCCCGGGAAGUUGCAGGUGCAGCAGGCACGGCACUCUACCUCUCGGACAGGCCCGACACGAUGUAUGCCAGAAAGACCGCGAUGCAGCACGUCUCGAACCCCAACGUUCUGAUGCAUGCGCGAGUUCAGCGGCUUGGACGGUACUAUGAAGGUCAGUUUGUGUUGGUGCGGUGUUAUCCUUUGCAGGGUACUCGUGAAGGCAUUCGCGUGGGCGGAGAUGCAGACUGGGCCCUUGCAAGUGAAUUGCAGAGACGAUCCACGAGCGGAGGAGCAGUACGGUAUGGUGAGCACACAUGGGACUGCUACUCAGUGGCGCAGAGCACCAUAGCUCUAAGUGCAGGGGAACCCGGGAUGUAUGCUACAGGCAGCGCGACUGCCAGAGGACUCCAGCGCAAUAUUUACAUGAUCGAGACCCAGAGGCCCUGCAAACUGAAGAUUUACACCGACAGCACCGCGGGGCGGGGCAUGUGCAGCAGAGCGGGCCUGGGCAAGGUCAGGCACUUGGAAUUGAGGUACUUAUGUAUUCAGGAGCGGCUGCGGCUCAAGGCGUUUGAGCUCCUGGAGGAGGACGCCAAUGAGAUGGCGGCGGGCGUGCUCACCAAGUACGGCGAGUGGUCGACGAUAGAGAAGCACUGCACCACUCUGAACCUCAUGUUCGGAAAACAGUUCAAGGGCUUGAGCGCGGUGGCAGUUUUCGCGGGAGUCGCGGCUUCUGCGCCGGGCGAGAAGUUGACGGUGUACGAGGGGCCAGGCCAGGCAGCGGUUUGCCCCGCGCCUAUACCCCAUCACGUGGAUCGCGAGGAGUUCUGGUCCAUCCUGAAGACGGGUGUCUUCGUGGUGAUCGCCGCAGUGUUUGCUUUAGGAUGCGCGUGCGGUUGCUACGCGAGGAACUACUUCAAGAAGGACCUCAUUCAGGAGGCGGUUGACCCCGCUCCCGGAGACGCCGACGUUUACCUGUCUACUCGGGCUGACACGGAGGCGAGGCACAAGCUCUUCUACGCGUUUCUCGCGGUCGAUUUGAAGCAGAUCUUGAGAGCCAAAGGCCUACGCGUGAGCGGUCUCAAAGACGACCCAGUCACGAGGCUGAUCAUGAAGGGCAACGUCCUGUCGGAUCGCCAGGCCAAGGAGGUCGAUCAGCUGAGAGCGACGGCUAGGAUGUGCGGACCGCUGGGCAGGAUCAACCCCCAGGACUUGAGUAGUCCUGGGGCCGCGCAGGAGUGGAUUGAGACGUUCAAGAGCGAGUGCCGAGAUCGCCCCGAUGGCUCGAAGCUGAUCCACUCCGAGAGCUAG
This is a messenger RNA of Prorocentrum cordatum, 4992 nucleotides long. NCBI's taxonomy places the organism in Eukaryota, Dinophyceae, Prorocentrales, Prorocentraceae. The record is from the annotation of a GenBank genome assembly.